CUCUAACCAUUCGAUGACGCAAAGGAAUUCCGAUGAAACCGUGUGAAUGAAACUCCAACAUCUGUUAAGAUUAAGGACAGUUCAAUCAAUAUCAGAGAGAUGACUGGAGUGAAAGGCAUAGUGCUACUACUCUGUACAGCGUGUGUCAUUGCCAAGUCGAAAAGUGAUAGAGCUCGGACAGCACGAUGGAUAUCCGGGAAAGCACUGAGGACUAUAGUGAAGGACUACUCAGAUCUGCAUGCCUUUAAGAACCUCCUCAAACCCAUUUUGAUCCCAAGAAUGCCAGACACAGAGGGCAAUACGAAAGUAAAAAAUUAUCUCAUCAACCAAUUGCGGGCCCUGAAUUGGCAUAUUGAAGAAGAUAAUUUUCAAGGCAUGACCCCAUAUGGCACUAAAAGUUUCACCAAUAUCAUAGCAACACAGGACCCCAGCAAGCCAAAGAAAAUGGUGCUGGCUGCUCACUAUGAUUCUAAAAAUAUCACGGACAGAACUGGAAGAGCGUUUAUAGGGGCCACUGACUCUGCAGUGCCUUGUGCCAUUCUUCUAGAUAUGGCUAUACAACUGAAUUGUUUGUUUGAGAAAGCUCAGGGACAAAAGGCCCGAGACAUCACCCCACAAAUUGUGUUCUUUGAUGGAGAAGAAGCUUAUGAGGAGUGGACAGACACAGAUUCUAUUUAUGGAGCCCGGCAUCUGGCUCAGAAAUGGGAGGAAGGGGGUGUACUGCCGAGUGUUGAAAUCUUUGUUCUGUUGGAUUUGAUUGGAACCAGUGAUGUACACUUUCACAACUUUUUCCCAGAAACAGCCAAUGCUUUUGAACUUCUAGUCAAGAAGGAACAACACCUUAAAAAGGAGAGUCUGCUCCAUGAUAACAACAGAAUUCUGUUUAAUACCCACCAGUUCUUUGGAGGGGGCAUUGAAGAUGAUCAUAUUCCAUUUUUACGUAGAAAAGUGCCCAUCCUUCAUCUUAUAUCAGCUCCAUUUCCUAGUGUCUGGCACAAAAUGACAGACGAUGAAACACACAUAGACUAUCACAGAACAGAUGAUUUCAAUAAGAUAUUCCGCACUUUUGUGGCCAGCUAUUUACACCUAGAUGCCUUACAUAAUCAGUGCAGGAGGAAAAAAGAGGAAUUGUGAGAAAGGUGGUGGACCAAGGAAGGCAUUUAGGAGAUCUAAGGUUAUACACAUAUAGUCUUCAUCAAACAUUUUGGAAUGUGCGUUUCAUGCAUGCAAACAUUUUUUUUCGUAACAUUUUUGCCCAGGCCUGGUUUUCUCUUGUAAGAAUCUUUAUACACAACCAUUUUCUUCCUUCAUUUUGUAUCUGGGAAUCCUGUCUGAGAUUUGUUGGAAGCAGAAUUUUAAAAUUGUAUGUUUCGUUGUUUGCCAGUUUUUUGUUGUUUUGUUUUGUUUUCUGUUUUUUUAUUAAAAAUUGUUUCACCUUUCUCGCCUAAAUCCUUUGCAAAUAUGAUUUGGUAUGCAGGUCAUCCAUAAUUAUGAUUUAGUUUCAAUUUCAUGUAUAUUCAUUCAGGUGUCUGAUUUCUUUGUGCAAUAAUUAUGAUGUUAUGAAAUGGAGAUAUUAAAAUAAUCUUUGCAUCUGUGGGUUAGAGGUAUAGAUAGGAAGUGUUGGAUCUCAUUUUUGUCACGCGUUUUAUAUAAAGCAAUGUGAAAAUUUGAAUUGUUCCAUCAAUACAAUCUGUAAGAUCUUUUCAUAAUUUAAGUACAUACAUGUAGCAAGAGAAAUAGAGGCGUUGGGAUUGAAAACCUUGUAUUGUUCCCUAUUUUGAUUGAUUAAACGAACAUUUAGAGAGCAUUAUGGAUAUAUAAAUCACCUAUGAUUUUCAAGUGAGAAAAUCUGUGUGUAAAAUGUUUCAAACAGCACAAAUGUAAUGAUGUAUGCGGCAAUAAUACUGUCUCUUGAUAAUUAUGUAGUAAAGGCAGUCUCGUAUUGAUCAGUAUUAUUGCAAGAAUGUUAUAGAAUUGCUGAUAUAGCUACUCUUUUAGAUGUAAACUUAUUGCAAAUGAAAUAUGAAAAGUUUGUAACACAGUAAAUGUGCAAAUUGUAUCUAAUGAAAUUCUUGGAAUUGGCAGUUUUUUCUGUUUGUUUCAUUUAUAAGUUUUGUAAAGUCUAUUUUGUUAAUAAAUCAUUUUGAAGGCAAA
Messenger RNA from Ostrea edulis (European flat oyster), 2154 nucleotides. RefSeq names its product glutaminyl-peptide cyclotransferase-like. Gene Ontology annotation, molecular function: glutaminyl-peptide cyclotransferase activity; zinc ion binding. The record is from RefSeq and is a predicted model, not a curated record. The coding region runs from base 100 to 1134 and encodes 344 amino acids. Lineage: Eukaryota; Metazoa; Mollusca; Bivalvia; Ostreida; Ostreidae. The transcript has 9 exons.